Setaria italica (foxtail millet) is the source of this 1724-nucleotide messenger RNA. RefSeq lists its product as uncharacterized. The record is from RefSeq and is a predicted model, not a curated record. The coding region runs from base 692 to 1498 and encodes 268 amino acids. The transcript has 4 exons. Lineage: Eukaryota; Viridiplantae; Streptophyta; Magnoliopsida; Poales; Poaceae.
CUUCUUCCCCACAACUCCCGGCCGUUUCUCUCAGGUCCCCGUCCCCCGACGCGACGCAGGACGCACGCCGCCUCCCGCAUCCGCCUCGGCUCGCCCUAGGGUUCGGCACCCAGACGGUCUGGAUGCCCGCUCCGCCAGCGUAGACCCUUCUGCCCGCCCUCCUCCGCCCACGCAGACGCCGGGCCGCCGCAUUCUCGCCGGCCUCAACGUCGGAUCGCCUACUUCCUGGCUUCGGUAUUCUGCCGCCACAACAGCGGCCCGACUUCCACAAGCUGGGGCAACCCUCCCUUCGUGAUGCAUUUGCUGCCAUCUCGGUGCCCUUUUCAAUAAAUUGUUCCUUUUUUUUUGCGACACUUCAAUAAAUUGUUCCUAAUCUGUGGUGCGAUGGAUGCAUGCGAGAUUUUAGUAAUAAUUGAUGUGGUUUUCACUGCACAGUCGGAUGCAAAUUUCAAACUUACAUGAUUGAAUUUUCUCAACUGCGUUUGUUUGUUCAGUUUAUCUAUUUAGAUACUGGCAGUGGUUGUUUAUGCAUUAAUACCUGAUCUGCACUCAUCGAACUCGAUUUGUUACCUAACGUCAUCGGCUCAUCGCUAAUAUGCACCGCAGCGAAUUGUUUUGAAAUUCCUUAGCAAAAAUGUAAUGAAAAAUUCCUUCUAUAGAUCACCUUCACCCUGGGCGUAUUGCCAAAUCAAUGAUGGGUUUGACAGGAGAUUGGGCGUUUGGAUUGGAGCCGUGGACAUCACCAGCGUUGGAGGACCUGCUCCCAGAGCUCUCCCGCGAGGAGCAGCUACGAUUGCAGAGCCACUUGCGCGAGCACGAGCGCAUCCUGAAGCGGUGGAAGAAGAAUUCUCUCCCAUUUGUACAUUCCCUGAUCUCAGAAGAUGAGCGAGACGCCUCCAUCAUCCGCCAUGCCUGCUAUGCUCUCCACCAUUACAAUGCCAAACACCCACGUGAAGGGUUUGAUGCUGUGAAGCCUCUGAUGGGAGCCAGCGUGCGCUUCAAGGGCCAGUUGUGGUUCCACGUCAACUUCUGGGCUCGCUGCCGCAAGAGCAAAAAGAUCAAGCGCUUCUUUGCCGAGGUGCAUUACAAGCCACCCGGCAGCAGCUCUGUCUGCUCAGGCCUGCCAUUUCCAGUCCCAGGAGCUGAGAACCCACCCAGCAGCAGCUCCGUCUGCUCAUACCUGCCAUUUCCAGUCCCAGAAGCUGAGAAGCCAUCCAGCAGCAGCUCUGUCUGCUUGGGCCUGCCAUUUUCAGUCCUAAUUCCCAUCGUUGAAGCUUGCACCAUCAUCCAAGAGCCUCUUGGCAAGUACAGGAGUUGUGCAUUCUGUCGUGGUCACUUGGACAUUUUGCACCCCAUGGGUCGUAAAUUUGUUUGCGGAAACGACAAGGACAGGAUAGAACAACGACUCUUGCCGUGCGGGUCUAUAAGCCCUGAGAUGCCAUUCACUUGCCGCAUGGGGCCGGCCUCUCCCAACAGCCGAGAGGAGGAAGAAGACUAGAGGGAACUCUGAACUGGUCCAUUGGACGCUCAGGGAGAAGAAGAGAAGAGGGAAUUAUGAACUUGGCCCCUUGGACGCCCUUAGGUUCGCAUUGUUGUGUGUUGUGGCCAAUCAAGUCUGGCGGUAGCAGAAAUUCAAUUUUGUUCACAGAUGUUUUGCAAACGGUCGUUGGGUCAUUGUUUGCCAGAGGUUGAUAGAUAUUUGUUCAUUUGAUGUUGAUACCAUA